Messenger RNA from Microthlaspi erraticum, 732 nucleotides. The record is from the annotation of a GenBank genome assembly. NCBI's taxonomy places the organism in Eukaryota, Viridiplantae, Streptophyta, Magnoliopsida, Brassicales, Brassicaceae.
AUGAACGAUUCUGUUUUUAUGGAGGAGAUGUGUUCUCGCCCGGUGAAGACGCCGAAGUUAGACAAAAAGGCCAUCGUUGAACCAAAACCAUCUUCCACAUACGCGAGGCUAAAGGGUUGGGAGCCAGAGAAGGAUGAGUAUAUACGACAGUAUCUCUUGUUUCACUGUCAAUUCUAUGAAACCAAGGGUUUCGGGAUUGAGUGGGAGAAAUUUGAUUAUUUUUUCGAUCUUUGCGACCCUUACGAUGGAGCACCGUCAUUACCGUCAAGAACUAACAAGACCAACGAGGAAGUGAUUAAGGAGCUGACGCAGCUUGCCAUUUCCAAUCACAACCAAGAGAAUGGAACAAACAUUGUGUUGGUUGAGCACGUCUCGGCGAAUUUCCGGUUUACUGCCUAUAUGGCACACUGGAUCACAUUCCUGGCUCUAGACAUGUCUUGCCCUCGUCCUGUGCCGAAACUCUACCAAGCUAAAGUAUUAAGGUUUUGUGGUGUUUAUCAGUUUCCCAUCUUCAGGGUCCAACCCACACACGAAGAGAUGAUGGCGGCUCCUGUUCACGUUAAAACUCCAUUUCCCAUGCAUUAUGACCUAGACAAACCUCCCGUUGUCUUCCGUCGAGCUCGUCGCGGAGAAGAUCCCGUGCCAGGAACUCCCUUUGUUUUCACUCGAGAUGGCGGCGGGGAAUAUGACUCUGACAUAGAGUCUGAUGAUGAUGAAUGGAUCUACGAGUAA